AUGAGUCCCGAGGGUAUCUUCUCUCCAAGUCGAAUCGUGAGCGCCAGGCGUGCCCGGGCCUGGUGCUGCGGCCGCGGUCCCGGAAGCGAUCAACUGAUCGAAGUGGCAGUCGAGCGCGGAGCAUGGCGUCGACGACCGGCGGGUCCAGCGCGUCAUCCCAUGGGGUGCCACCAAAGCCGAAAAGGCGUGCGGAAAAGGAGAGUGAAAAGGGUCGAGCGAGCGACGCGGGCAUCGUUGACCAUGCUCGCUGCGCGGCCGGGCGGUUCCGAAGUGCGGAUCACGGCCUGGCGAAGCUCUCCCCAGGCCGCCUUGCGCCGGACGGCAUCCAGCAGGCUCGCCGACCGCUGUGGCGGCACUUGGCGCCGCCGUGGUCCACCGUCGCUGGAGAGCAUCCACGGUCGUUGCAGGCUACGAAGCCUCACCUCGAUUGGACAGCACAGGCGUUCUGUCGACAAGCGGCGGAGGUGCAAGAGGACGACGCCCUUCCCGCAGCGGCGCGCACGACAGUCCGUGGCGCGACUGGAAGAUGGCACGCUCACGUUGCUCAGCGCGGCGAGGUCACCCCAGGCCAAUUGGCGGUCGCGACGACGCGGCGAGGUCGGUCGUCAGUCCAUCACUCUGCUACUCUGGACACGGCGCCCGGGAUGUUGA
Messenger RNA from Pseudozyma flocculosa PF-1, 651 nucleotides. RefSeq lists its product as uncharacterized. Lineage: Eukaryota; Fungi; Basidiomycota; Ustilaginomycetes; Ustilaginales; Ustilaginaceae. The coding region runs from base 1 to 651 and encodes 216 amino acids. The record is from RefSeq and is a predicted model, not a curated record. The transcript has a single exon.